CAGCGAUUUUCUUCUCUCCGCGCCCCUCUCUCUGUCUACGCAUUUCCGUUUUUUCUUUCCUCCCCUUUCUCUCUCUUCCCACCCCCCAGCCGUCGGCGGAAGGAAAAAGAAAGGCACGGCUAGGGUUUAGCCGCCGCCCCCGCUUAGCCUUGCCUCCCUCCCCGCAGCCGCCAGGGUUUUACCUCCCUCCGUCCCUUUACCGAGGCGCCGGGCGAUGGCGGCGAUGGACGCGGAGACGCUCGACGACGUGAUCCGGCGGCUCCUGGAGGCGCGCGGCGGCCGCACGGCGCGCCCCGCGCAGCUCUCCGACGCGGAGAUCCGCCGGCUCUGCGCCGCCGCCAGGGAGGUCUUCCUCGGCCAGCCCAACCUCCUCGAGCUCGAGGCCCCCAUCAAAGUCUGCGGGGACAUCCAUGGACAAUAUACUGAUCUUCUUCGAUUAUUUGAGUAUGGUGGCUUCCCACCGGAGGCAAAUUAUCUGUUUCUGGGAGACUAUGUUGAUCGUGGCAAACAGAGUAUUGAAACAAUAUGCCUUCUACUUGCUUACAAGAUAAAGUACCCGGAGAACUUCUUUCUCCUUAGGGGAAACCAUGAAUGUGCGUCGAUCAAUCGAAUUUAUGGAUUCUUUGAUGAAUGCAAGAGGAGGUUUAACGUUCGUCUCUGGAAGGUUUUUACUGAUUGUUUUAACUGUCUCCCUGUGGCUGCUCUUAUUGAUGAUAAGAUCCUGUGCAUGCAUGGGGGUUUAUCACCUGAGUUAAAGAAUAUGGACCAGAUACGCAACAUUGCCCGUCCUGUGGAUGUUCCGGACCAUGGUCUCCUCUGUGAUCUGCUGUGGUCAGACCCAGACAAGGAAAUUGAUGGCUGGGGUGAGAAUGACAGGGGUGUGUCUUACACAUUCGGAGCUGAUAAGGUUGCGGAGUUCCUUGAGAAACAUGAUCUCGAUUUGGUCUGCAGAGCCCACCAGGUGGUGGAGGAUGGGUAUGAAUUCUUUGCUAAGCGCCAGCUUGUAACCAUAUUCUCGGCACCCAACUACUGUGGCGAGUUUGACAAUGCUGGUGCUAUGAUGAGCAUAGACGAUUCCUUAACAUGCUCAUUCCAAAUUCUUAAGCCUUCUGAUAAGAAAGGAAAAGCUGGAGCUGGCAACAUGUCAAAACCUGGAACGCCUCCUAGGAAGAUAAAGAUUAAUAUUAUUUAGUCAGAUUCUGUCCGAUAUGAACUGAGUGAUUGUGAUGGAGCACCCCCAAACUUGUUAUGGUGAGAUUUUAAGGUGCACUGAACAUCAUGUCGAAAUGGCAAACUGCGUGCCUUUGUCUUUCACGGUCUGAUGCAGAUCUGUCCUGCCAUUCUGAAAACUUCGUACUUCGGAUCAGAAAACCAUAACUGGUUAGCUCUUUUUAUGUGGAUUUUUUAUUCGCUCUUACUCCUGCACAAGUCAAAAUGUUCGUGCAAAGUGAGGUAUCGGGAACAUGAUCAUGCGGUGGAGAUCGCUGGUCUUAAAUGUAGAUUUAUGUUUUGUAUGCUGUUUUAUCUGUAAAGCUUGCCUUUGAAGAUUAUACUGACCAGCUUUAGUGGAUGGCUUUCACUGAUGCUGAUGGUAGAGAAUGACUGGUAUUUAUGCCCAAAUUGCUGGCAGUUUUUUCCUUGUGGUAGGACAACGCUUUUGUGUUGCUGUUUUAAACAGUUUUAGGUUUGCCACAUUAUGUGAUGUUUUUUAUGGUUCA
Messenger RNA from Brachypodium distachyon (stiff brome), 1718 nucleotides. RefSeq names its product serine/threonine-protein phosphatase PP1. The transcript is spliced from 3 exons. Lineage: Eukaryota; Viridiplantae; Streptophyta; Magnoliopsida; Poales; Poaceae. Gene Ontology annotation, molecular function: protein serine/threonine phosphatase activity. The record is from RefSeq and is a predicted model, not a curated record. Gene Ontology annotation, cellular component: nucleus; cytoplasm. Bases 215 to 1192 code for a protein of 325 amino acids.